[Candida] anglica is the source of this 2458-nucleotide messenger RNA. Lineage: Eukaryota; Fungi; Ascomycota; Pichiomycetes; Serinales; Debaryomycetaceae. The record is from the annotation of a GenBank genome assembly.
CUUUUUUUUUUUUCUCCUUUGUUAAUCAAAAGUCUUCUCUUGCUUCCUACGCGUCCUUACAAAAAGUAAAACUAUAUCUUGUCGCGACCUCCGCUUUAAGCUAUUUGACCCAUAAGAAAGGUAUUCAACGAUUUUAAAUCAUUACGCCCUUGGAACCCUAUAAUAUAUUAGUUACUGAAAGAGGUCGAACACGUACUCCCACAGCAACUCAACCAUCAACCUUCCGACUUACAACAAAUAUUAAUCAAAAAUAAAUCAAGAAGAUAUUAUUGCACACCCCUUCCCAAUACAUUUAAUUCUGUAGAGUAUCUUGAUCGGAGGCAAAAUAUCUACGGCCACGCAACCCUUCCUCCCCUUACCCCCCAAUCCAUCAAUCAUUUAAGAAACGACUUUUCGUACAUCAUGUCGUUAUCGAGGAUUCCCCUCCAGGAGUACUCAAACACGUACAACCUGCUUACAGAAACACCAACUACUAAGACUUUCCUUCAAAGUUCAGCUAUCACAACUCCUCCAGGAACAACUACAUCUUUCAGAAAGAAACGUUUGUCCAUAGAUACUCCCAUUUCAAAGAACGUUGAUAACACUUCAACUAAGAUGUCUGGAUCUAUCUUACUUUCUCCCGCCUUCCUGUCUCCUCAACAACAAAAGCAACCACAGCCACACAAUUUCCAUCCAUUCCAAAAUCAACACCCGCAGUCAUUACAACCAGGAUAUCAUCAACAUGGAGUUGCUCUUGAUGUUCCUCCUCCUAAACCUUCCUUUGACACUGAACCUACCAAUAACGUGCAAAGAAAGAAGAUAAAAAAGGCCCGAAAGGACGCAAAGGAUUCUCCCUUCAAUCUUGAUUCGACUGAUAAGCCUCCUUAUUCAUACGCUACCCUUAUUGGAAUGUCGAUCUUGAGUAAUCCAGAGAAAAAAUUAACUCUCUCACAAAUAUAUCUGUGGAUAUCUGAUACUUUUAAGUAUUAUAAGCGUGAAGAUGUAGGAUGGCAAAAUUCCAUUCGUCAUAAUUUAUCUCUUAAUAAAGCCUUUGUUAAGGGUGAAAAGUCAAAAGAUGGGAAGGGUCAUUUUUGGUGUAUUCAAGAAGGAUGCGAAGAUCAAUUUUUGAAGUCUCGUAGUAGUAAGAAACAUCUGUACCAAGAGAUUAUGGAUCAAAUUUAUAAUUCUGCUAAACCAGGAAUUGAGAAUGGUAUGACUGAGAGUACUUCUAGUGAUCUGACCCUGAACGUGACAUCUAAUCCAAAGGGUAGAAGUAAUAUUAAAUCAAUUAAUUCUAUCCCAUCUUCACCAAAUAUGUCCCUUGAAACAGAUUCUUUAACAGAAGAUGACACCAAACUGUCCAAGAAUAAGCGUGGUAGUUCUUUUAUUGAAGAAGCCGCUGAUUAUGAUAGUGAACAUGAGCAUGACGACUUCAAAUCUAUUUUGGACCCUCCAACCAAGAGAUCAAAGUUGAUGUCUGCUAGUACAGGUGACGGUACUCUUGACACCAUUCCAAACUUGGGUGCACCAUUUCUUCAAUGGGGAAGUUCGUCAGAUACUCCUCAAUUUGUUGUUUCAGAAUCGCCAUAUAAGCCAUUACUUGCUGGGAAGAAUUUAACUUACACUUCAUCUUUCAGUUGCAAUUCUAAUCUUGAGCUUUCUCCUAUUAGACCAAGUGAAACAGGUCCAUUGUUAGAACCUCUUACACCAGUGAACAACGUCUAUAAAAAUUCUACAAUCCCAGUCGAUGGAUAUGGAAUCCAUCAUUCGAUAAACCCACAGCUUCACUCUAAUUUACAUUACCAUUGUGGAUCGGGUAACUCUUCACAAUUACCAUCUAUUCUUCCCAACUCAGUCACUUCAGGCUCAUCUGGUAUACCAACUACAUCAAAUUCGACCUCCACUGGCUCUACAAAUAUACCAUCGAAUUCAUCCCACGCACAACAUAAUUCGCUGACUCUGCAAUCUUUACUCCACCCAACACAUAUACAUACACAACACCAUCAUGUGAAGACACCGAAAAGCAAUAUUAAGACACCAUUAAGAAUAUUAAAGACUCCACAAACAUCUUCAAUAUUAAAGAAGUUGUGGAAUUCUCCUUCAUAUUUGGAAGAGUUUUAUUAUUCUCCUUUAAUCACGUCUUCACAUGGAGUUUUAAAUUCAUACGAUGAUGAUGAUUUGAUGUUACGUGCAUUUGAAUCGCCAGCAGCUAAACGAUUAUAUCCGAUGAAUUCGACUAUAGGAACUUCUAGGAAAUUGUUUGGUGAAUUCAAAAAGGUAGAGUUGACCUCUACUAACGAAAACACUGAAAAGAGUACCAAACAGUCUACUAAUAAUGAAUCGAAGUAAACUGUUUGUUUUCUCAUUUUGUGGUUAAUACGUAUACAUUUGUUAUACAUUUGGGUUUUUAAUGGUUGGUAUUGUCCAGGGUUUCUUAUAUGCGAGUUUUAUUUUUAUUUUGCGAUACUACGGAGUUUCU